AUGGGGGCUCUAACAAAAAUAACCACCAAUAUCUAUGCUAUUGGUGCUUUUGCAUCUAUUGCUGGUAUCAUGUUUGGUUUUGAUAUCGGUUCUGCCUCUGGUGUAAUCGGUACAUCACAAUACAAGGAAUUUUUCAAUCAUCCCGAUGCCUUGUUGCAAGGUGGCAUCAACGGCGCCCUUUCAGCUGGUUGUUUCGUAGGUGCUCUUUUCGCUGGUUAUCCUGCGGAUAGAUUCUCUCGUAAAUUCACCCUCAUCGGUGCUUCUUUUCUCUUUGUCAUUGGUUCUGUUUUCCAAGCUGCUACUAAUGGUGUCCCUUUGCUUUGUGUCGGCCGUGUAUUGAACGGUUUGUCUGUCGGUAUCACCUCUAUGGUUGUUCCCCUUUACCAGUCUGAGGUAGCUCCCAAGGAGAUUCGUGGACGUCUUGUAGCUAUCCAGCAAUGGAGUAUUACAUGGGGUAUCUUCAUUUCCUUCUGGAUCCAGUAUGGCUCUCAAUUCAUCCCCAACACCGCCGCCUUCCGUAUUCCAUGGGGCGUCCAAGCACUUCCUGCCGUGAUUCUCUGCUGUGGUAUGUGGGCAUUCCCUCACUCUCCUAGAUGGCUCGCUGACAAGGGUCGUAUGGAAGAAGCCAUGCAAGUUCUCGCUGAUAUCCACGGUAACGGUGACAAGAGCCAUCCUCGUGUUCUUCUCGAAAUCGAAGAAAUUCAAGCCACCAUCCACUUUGACAAGAACGUUGCCUCUCACCGCUAUACUGACUUGUUCAAGCCUGGCAUAGCUUACCGUGUCUCUCUUGGUGUCUGUCUUCAAAUCUGGCAGCAAUUGACUGGUAUGAACAUUAUCAUGUUCUACGUCGUCUUUUUGUUCAAGCAAGCCGGUAUUGGAGAUUCUCAAGAGGCCACUCUUGUCUCAUCUGGUGUCUCUUAUGUCGUUAACGUUGUUAUGACCGUGCCUGCUAUCCUUUUUGUUGACAAGUGGGGUCGUCGUCCUACUUUGAUCUUUGGUGCUCUUCUCAUGUCUACCUUCUUGUGGGUGGUCGGUGGUGUCUUGGCCACUGGUCGCUGGUAUGUUGGUGAAGAUGGUAAAUGGCUCGUUGAUCUUGGAUCCAGCUCCAAGGCCAAUGGUGUUGUUGCUUGUGUCUACCUCUUUGUUGCCUCCUUUGCUACCACCUGGGGUCCUUUGGGUUGGAUUUAUCCCUCUGAAAUCUACCCUCUCCGUGUCCGUGCCAUGGCUGUCUCCUUGUCCACUGCUUCCAACUGGCUGUUCAACUGGGUUCUGAACUUUGUGGUCCCCUUGAUGAUGGAGCGUAUUCACUACGGUCUCUACCUCUUGUUUGCUGCCUUUAACUUUUUGAUGGCUCUUCACGUUUUCAUCGCUUAUCCUGAGACCAAGGGUUACACUCUUGAAGAAAUGGAUAUCGUCUUUGAGCACAACCCUCGCAAGAAGAUUCCUCAAGACGUCAUGGACAAAUGGGUUGAGGACAGAGGUCUUCGUCGUGCUGAGGCCAACGGUGCUGCUGACUCCUUCAGUGAAAAGAAGGCUGAGCUCGCUCACGAUGAAUCCGUCUAA
Molecule: messenger RNA, 1563 nt
Organism: Mucor velutinosus
Lineage: Eukaryota; Fungi; Mucoromycota; Mucoromycetes; Mucorales; Mucoraceae
Exons: 5
Coding region: 1-1563 (520 amino acids)
Biological process (GO): carbohydrate transport; transmembrane transport
Cellular component (GO): membrane
Molecular function (GO): carbohydrate:proton symporter activity
Source: RefSeq, a predicted model, not a curated record